GUUGCUCGUGUCUGUCCUCGCUCGGGCUCCGUUAGACCCCGCUCUGCCCUCUGCGCGUCCGCGCAUGCGCACAGCCGCUGUCCGCGCUCGUGUGGGGCCCGUGAAGAUCCAGCGGGAGUGUUGUUAGCUGUGUAAUGGCGGCUUCGGUGUUGCUCUCCGCGGAAAGCGCCGUGCCCUCUUUCACUGUCGGCCAUCCCCCCGGAGCGGCGGGUACUACUCAUCACGGAUUAUCCAGUGCUCCCGGACCCGCGUCCUGGAACCGCUCGCUGGACCGGGCGCUGGACGAGGCGGCGGCCACCGGAGCGCUCAACCUGAGCGGCAGGAAGCUGAAGGAGUUCCCGAGGAGCGCCGCCGGACACGACCUGACCGACACCACCCGGGCCGAUCUAUCACGAAACAGGUUGACGGAGCUGCCGGUGGAGGUGUGCAUGUUUGUGUCACUGGAGAAUCUGAACUUGUACCAGAACUGCCUGCGUUCUCUACCCGAGAGUCUGAUCAACCUACAGUCCCUCACCUACCUAAACAUCAGUCGGAACCAGUUGUCCAGUCUCCCCGCUCAUCUGUGCCGACUGCCGCUCAAAGUUUUGAUCGCCUGCAAUAACAAGCUGCUGUCGCUGCCGGAGGAUCUGGGCAAACUCAGGCAGCUCACUGAACUGGAUGUCAGCUGUAAUGAGAUCCAGACGCUUCCUCCACAGAUCGGUCAGCUGGAAGCGCUGCAUGACCUCAACAUCCGCAGAAACCACCUCGUUCGUCUGCCUCCUGAGCUUGCCGAGCUGCCGUUGGUCCGGCUCGAUUUUUCCUGUAACAAGGUAACGACAAUCCCAGUAUGCUACCGCAAUCUCAGACACCUCCAGAGCAUCAUUCUAGACAACAAUCCUCUCCAGAGCCCACCUGCACAGAUCUGUAUAAAGGGAAAGAUCCAUAUAUUUAAAUAUCUCAACAUGGAAGCGUGUAAAGCAGCAGCAUCAGAGCUUCCAGACUACGACAGAAGACCACUGCCCUACGGAUCCUAUGCGGAGGAUUUGUUUUCCGGCCGGCCGUACGGAGCUCUGGACUCUGGCUUUAACAGUGUGGACAGCGGAGACAAGAGGUGGUCGGGAAAUGAGGCAAGUGCUAUUCACAUCACUUUAUCAAGAAUCCACUCUAUCCAGCUGUUACUCUCCAUUAUCGCUAAUUCUAUUCUUCUGUUCUAUCCCUUCUUAAAGCCUUCAGACGAGUUGUCAGACUUGCCGUUGAGAGUGGCGGAAAUCACCAAAGAGCAAAGACAGAGACGAGAUCGAGAAAGAGAGCGCGAGGAUCACCGGACGGGGUCUCACGUGACCAACGGCACAUUGGAAGCAGAGAUUGAACAGAUAGACUUCAUUGACAGCUGUACGGGGGAUGAUGAGGGGGAGGAUGGGCGGAGCCGUAGAGGGGCGGAGCCUGUCAGCCUCAGCUCACAGUUUAUGGCCUACAUUGAAAGACGAAUCACCAGAGAGGGUUCACCUGUGAAGACCAGCCCAUCCAGAGACUUGAGAACCGAUGAUCCGAGACACCAAACCUCCUUAUAUAACCGUGGUGGGUCAGAUACAGUGGUCACAUCUUCAUGCACUCAUAACCAGCGGUCCACUGGUUCUGGUGGCGGUGUGGAGAGAGUGAGAAGAGAAGCUCAUCUGGCGGCACUGCGGUACGAGGAAGAGAGACAGAAAACAAGAUCAGUGCAAAGAGACGCUGUUAUGAAUAACGUCAAGCACAAGUCGUCUCAGAGCCCUACGAAGCUCAGUCCAACAGACAGUGAGAAUCUGUACCCCUCCAGACGGUCCACUCACACCGAUGACUCCGCCCUCUUCAUGAGUGAGUUUGAGCCCCUACUGAUAUUUGAGAUAGACACAGAUACCAACACUAUAAAGAAGAGGCCAGACCCUCACAAACAGUCUCUCUCUGCUGUGCCGCUGGAUGGGUGUGUGUCUCCCACUUUAUCCGUCGCCUCCUCCUGUACGCUUCAGCAAGGUGAAGAUUAUGCCUCGCUGUCACCAUCCGCCCUCCAGUCCCCGCCGUCCCCCUCCCGCGGCCCAAACCAGCGACCUGAGAGUUACCUGUUUCGCCUGAGUCAGCGAGAGGAGAAGAAAAAAGGAGAAUCAAGCACAGAGAAGGAGGAGCCAGUGGAAGCCACUCCCACAAAUAGCCCCGCCCCAACAGGAGAGGAGGCGGUCCUGAUAGAGCAGCUGAGAAGGAAUAUCGAGUGUCGACUCAAGGUGUCCUUACCGAGUGAUCUUGGGGCAGCUUUGACUGACGGGGUCGUGUUGUGCCAUCUGGCCAACCACGUGCGUCCCCGAUCCAUACCGAGCAUCCAUGUACCCUCACCGGCAGUGCCCAAACUGACGAUGGCCAAGUGUCGACGAAAUGUGGAGAACUUCCUGGAGGCGUGCCGCAGAAUUGGAGUUCCUCAGAGCCAGCUGUGUCUCCCUCUGCACAUCCUGGAAGAGAGAGGUUUGCCUCAGGUGGCCGGGACGGUUCGUGCCCUCCUGGAUCUGGCCCCUCCGAAGCACACGCCGUCCCCCAACACGACCCCGACCGGCCUCAGCACUGUCUCCCCCCUCGCCCUGUAAGACCGAGAGCUAAAGGAGUCUCCUCCCAUCAGGCCCAAAGAUCUUUAAGACUCCUUUCUGUUCUUGAGUGACACACGAACGGUUCUGUAAGGGUAACACACUCACACACUACCUGCUCUGUGAACACACACGCUCUUCAAACCCCAGCCAGCCCUCAGACAACACGGGGAGAAGAGAAGAAAUGACUGACGGGACCGACGAACAUGUCCAGAGACUUCUCUGAAGCUAGAUUUCUAUUUCGUUUUAACAGUUAGUUUUACACUUUAAUAUCUCGAACUAUUAUGGGUGGUGUUUAUUUUUAUUUUGUAUUAUUAUUAUUAUUAUUAUUAUUAUUAUUAUUGGCUCUCACGUUAUGUGAGAAUGAGAGUUCACGUAUCUGAGAGUUACUUUGGCUGGUGGUUUAAUCUCACAAAAACCUGUGCAGGUCGCAUUUCACUUUAAAUAAAAUAAGAUAUUAUACUUACAGAAAUUGAAACACAUUUUUUAGGACCAUUAUUAUUUUUGUGACAUUAUUUUCGUAACGUAUAUAAACCAAGUUCUCAUUAUCACAAAGCAAAAAUGUAAUGCAAAGUAAAACGUAUUAUUUAAAUAAAAAGAUUAAAAAAUAUAUUUGAUUUUUUUUUUUUUUUUGUAUAAUACAUUGAAAAAUUGUAUUUUGUCACUGCAUUAUAAUGCAAAGAAAAUUGUGUUUAAAUAAACAAAUAAUAAAAAGUUGUUUUUUAUUUAAAUAAACAAUUUGCUUUGCAUUAUACUGCAGUGAAAAAAUAUUUUAAAACAUUUUUUUCUGCAAAUUCUCAUGAUGUAUUGUUAUGAUAUAAUGAAAUAUUAUUUAAAUUGUAAAGUAUUUAUGAAAUUAAAUUACUUAAAUUUACCUUUAAUUCAUAAGGAUUUAAAUAAUAAUUUUAUAUAUCUAUACUGUAUAACAUUAAUGAGAAUAAUUAUUGAAUAAUGAGAAAAAAAAAAAAAAAAAAAAAAGUCCAUAUGCAUCAUAGCAAUGAGAAUUUGAGCAUGAAAUGAAUUCAUUUUUAUGAAAGUAAUGUCAUAAUGCCAAACAUAAAUAAAACCUUGACAUAGGCUUUUUUCUUAUUUAUUUUAGGUGAAGUGUGGCAUGUUUCCGUGAGAUUCAACUGUGAGCGUUUAAAUGGCAGAAAAACAAUCCAGACCAGCAUAUAAAUGACUGAAUGACACUAAUUCACAGCUGUCCUAGAUUAACACACGAGAUCUGAUCUGCUGAGCGUUUCUGUCAGGAGUUUUAGUGGGGUUUCAGUGCUACUUUUAAUACAACAAUCGCAUGAGAAGAAAACUAUUAAAACUUAAAGAGCUCACACACUUUAUUGACCUUGUAAAAUUAAAGUGCUAUAGCAAUGUUUAGCAUGAUGUGCACAAUUUAAAAAAAACAAAAACACAAAAAACAAUAUGUAAAGAUGUUUGAAACACAGUAAAUGAAUAAAACACUUAUUAUAUUUGUAUAGCCUUGGUCGUGUCGAGCUGAUCGAGCGACGAGGGCUGAUUUCUAUUGCUGUUGUGUGUUUAUAUGUAACUGGUUUUGCAUGUGUGGGAUUCUGGGUGUUGGGAGUUGGACCGAAAUGGGUAUAAAAGCUGUUUUUAUUUUAUUUUCUUUUUAUUCAGAUUGUUACAUUGCCACCGUUGCAUGUCUUUGCUUAUGAAUUGUCUGCAACACAACACAGAUCUCAUCCGUGGCCCAGAGCUCUGUGUGUGUUGUUCACUCGUGUAGGCUGUUGUCUUUGCAGAAACACUCGGAUCUGCUGCAUCGCGCCAGAGUUACUGGAGUGAGUCCUGAACUCCCAGCAGUGCUGGUUUCCACGCUCAAAGCGUACGAGGGUGAAGCUCAAGAACACGGCCAAGAGCAUGGCCAGGUCAUUUCACCCCAAAAUCAAAAGAAAUCAAUUAUACUUACUUAUUUUUCAUUACAAUUAAGCACAUUUUACCGCAUGCUUAAUUAAAAAAAAAAAAAAAAAAGUGUUUACUGCAUUAUAAUGCUGAGAAAAAUAUUAUUUCAAUAAAAACUUUUAAUUUAAAUAAUUUUCUAAGCAUUAUAAUUCAGUAAAAAACUUUUUAAAAAAAUCCCACUAUAAUGCUGUGAUUCAUUAUAAUGCAGUGAAAAUAACAUUUUAUUUUAUUCCCGAAUAAAAUUGAAUUAUGUAUUAUUUAAAUUAUUAUUUAAAUUAAAAAAUAUUAUUAUUAAAUAUUAAGUCUUAAAAUAUUAUUUAUUAUAUAAAAUUAAAAAAUUAAAUAGAAUGAGAAUCACCAUAAUGAAUCGUUUGAAUUACAAUGAAGUAAACCACUUUGCUGACAAGAAUUAUUUAAAAUAAUAAUAAUAAUAAUAAUAAUUAAAGAAAUAAACAUUUGGUGCGAAAAUGUGCUUAUUUAUUAUGAAAAUAAUAUAACUAUGCAAAAAAAAACAAAAAAAAAAACUUCACAAUAGGUUACGUUUUCUUCAUGCAAAAAUAAUUUUUUUAUUUUUUUUUUUAUUUUUUAUUUUUUUAAUAAAUGUAACGGUGUUAUGUGACCUGGGCAUAUUUUCAUGUGAUUCACUCAUAGGGUCAUGAACAUGCUGUGUUAUUUAUGCGGAUUUCAAAGAUAAAAAUGCAGCAUUUACAAUACUCCUCAUCAUCUUUAAUAUGACUGAUAAAAGAAAAUAUUGAGAGAGGAAGAGUGUAGAAAACUGAAUCAUUUAAGUUACUGUUUCAAUUUUGCUUUUUUAGAGACUUUAAAAGGGGAGUUAAAAGCGGUAUAAAAAAUUUAUAACGAAAGGUUUUGUAUAUUUUUAGUAUGUUUGUUUUUUGUUUUCUCUAUAGAAUAAAUUGUUUGACUAGGGUUAUUUCCCCAGCACGGAUCAUGUAGUUUCUUCUGCAGGGUUUGUCCCUGCGUGUCUGUACAGUAAAUAAAUACAUUCCAUACGUUUACAAGUAUGAACCACUGUCCACCUGAAACACGAGGACCUACUGUGCGCCUUCAGACAACCCCAGCAUUAGCGGUUUUUAUUUUCACAGUUUUGUUUUUGAACACUUCUCCCUGCAAAACAUUUGCUGUAAAGUUUUUAUGUUGGAAAAAAAGAUGGUCUGAACAUUUGGAUUUGUGAAAUACAUGAAUAAAAAGUUUCCCAUUUC
Messenger RNA from Cyprinus carpio (common carp), 5719 nucleotides. RefSeq names its product leucine-rich repeats and calponin homology (CH) domain containing 3 (gene lrch3). Gene Ontology annotation, molecular function: protein binding. The record is from RefSeq and is a predicted model, not a curated record. Lineage: Eukaryota; Metazoa; Chordata; Actinopteri; Cypriniformes; Cyprinidae. The transcript has 21 exons. Bases 135 to 2588 code for a protein of 817 amino acids.